Balaenoptera musculus (blue whale) is the source of this 774-nucleotide messenger RNA. RefSeq names its product crystallin gamma S (gene CRYGS). The record is from RefSeq and is a predicted model, not a curated record. The coding region runs from base 114 to 650 and encodes 178 amino acids. The transcript is spliced from 4 exons. Lineage: Eukaryota; Metazoa; Chordata; Mammalia; Artiodactyla; Balaenopteridae. Gene Ontology annotation, molecular function: structural constituent of eye lens. Gene Ontology annotation, biological process: lens development in camera-type eye; visual perception.
CAGUCUUGUGCCCCCUGCAGCAGGCUCCAAACAAGCAGCAGGAUAAGACUUCCUCAUCAAAACACUGCUAUUCCUGGAUUUCGGCACUGGGGAAACCAAUCUAUGCACCAAAAAUGUCUAAAGCUGGAACCAAGAUUACUUUCUUUGAAGACAAAAACUUUCAAGGCCGCCACUAUGACAGCGAUUGCGACUGUGCGGAUUUCCACAUGUACUUGAGUCGCUGCAACUCCAUUAGAGUGGAAGGAGGCACCUGGGCUGUGUAUGAAAGGCCCAACUUUGCUGGGUACAUGUACGUCCUACCCCGGGGCGAGUACUCUGAGUACCAGCACUGGAUGGGCCUCAAUGACCGCCUCAGCUCCUGCAGGGCUGUCCACCUGUCUAGUGGAGGCCAGUAUAAGAUUCAGAUCUUUGAGAAAGGGGAUUUUAAUGGUCAGAUGUAUGAAACCACUGAAGAUUGCCCUUCCAUCAUGGAGCAGUUUCACAUGCGAGAGGUCCACUCCUGUAAGGUGCUGGAGGGUGCGUGGGUCUUCUACGAGCUGCCCAACUACCGUGGCAGGCAGUACCUCCUGGACAAGAAGGAGUACCGGAAGCCCAUCGACUGGGGCGCAGCUUCCCCAGCUAUCCAGUCUUUCCGCCGCAUUGUGGAGUGAUGACACGGAUGCAGCCAUAAGCUUCUUCCUGGGGCCAAAUGCUGGCUGGCCUUGUCGUCCAAAUAAGCGUCAUAAAUAAAAACAAUUGGCAUGCAUUCUACUGUUUACUAUAAUGCCUCUCCUU